This is a messenger RNA of Salvia splendens (bonfire salvia), 2105 nucleotides long. RefSeq names its product sulfate transporter 1.3. NCBI's taxonomy places the organism in Eukaryota, Viridiplantae, Streptophyta, Magnoliopsida, Lamiales, Lamiaceae. Gene Ontology annotation, cellular component: membrane. Gene Ontology annotation, molecular function: secondary active sulfate transmembrane transporter activity. Bases 217 to 1902 code for a protein of 561 amino acids. The transcript is spliced from 9 exons. Gene Ontology annotation, biological process: sulfate transmembrane transport. The record is from RefSeq and is a predicted model, not a curated record.
GAAAUCGCGAGAGGGGGCUCUUCCCGUUACGUGCAUAAGGUGGGGAGGCCGCCGAAGCAGCGGUUGGUCGACGAGAUAAGGCACACCUUCAAAGAGACAUUCUUCCAUGAUGACCCUUUUCGGCCAUUCAAGGACCAGCGCAAGUCCAAGAAGCUCUUGCUCGGCUUCCAAGCCGCUUUCCCCAUUCUCGAGUGGGCACGCCGCUACAACUUUCUUAUGUUGAAAGGAGAUGUCAUCGCCGGCCUCACUAUUGCCAGCCUCUGCAUCCCUCAGGAUAUUGGAUACGCCAAGCUGGCCACUCUUGAUCCUCAGUAUGGCUUGUACAGCAGCUUUGUUCCCCCAUUGAUCUACGCCAUGAUGGGGAGCUCGAGGGACAUUGCCAUUGGGCCGGUGGCGGUGGUGUCUCUCCUGCUCGGGAGUCUGCUUCGAGCGGAGAUUGAUCCCAAGUUGCAUAAGGCUGACUACGAGCGCCUUGCCUUCACCGCCACCUUCUUCGCUGGUGUCACUCAGUUUGUUCUUGGCUUCUUCAGGUUGGGAUUCUUGAUCGAUUUUCUGUCGCAUGCCGCGAUAGUGGGGUUCAUGGGGGGAGCGGCCGUCACUAUCGGCCUACAACAGCUCAAGGGUUUUCUCGGGAUAAAGACAACCCGCUUCACCCAGGAAACCGAUAUUGUUUCUGUCAUGCGUUCCGUUUGGACUAACGCUAGUCAUGGGUGGAACUGGCAGACCAUUGUGAUAGGAGUUUCAUUCUUGGCCUUUCUACUCACUGCCAAGUUUAUUGGGAAGAAAAAGAAGAAUCUUUUUUGGGUUCCGGCGAUAGCUCCUUUGAUCUCCGUCGUCCUCUCCACCUUCUUCGUGUUCAUCACUCACGCGGAAGACAAAGGAGUCGAAAUCGUACGACACAUCGAGAAGGGCAUCAACCCUCCCUCCCUCAAUAGAAUAUUCUUCUCCGGAGCCUACCUUGCCAAAGGCUUCAAGAUUGGCGCCAUCACCGGCCUUGUCGCACUAACCGAAGCUGUGGCGAUCGGGAGGACAUUCGCAGCCAUGAAGGACUACCACUUGGACGGGAACAAAGAAAUGGUGGCGUUAGGGACGAUGAACAUCGUUGGAUCGAUGACAUCUUGCUAUGUGGCGACAGGGUCGUUCUCGCGGUCAGCUGUGAACUACAUGGCCGGAUGCAAGACCGCCAUGUCGAACAUAGUGAUGUCAUGUGUGGUGCUGCUGACUCUGUUCUUGAUCACUCCUCUGUUCAAGUACACACCAAAUGCUAUCUUGGCCUCCAUCAUUAUAUCGGCCGUGGUCGGCCUCUUGGACUACGAGGCCAUGAUCCUAAUAUGGAAGAUCGACAAGUUCGACUUCGUUGCCUGCAUGGGAGCUUUCUUUGGAGUUGUUUUCAUAGGUGUCGAGAUGGGCCUUCUCAUCGCGGUCGCCAUUUCCUUGGCUAAAAUCCUUCUCCAAGUCACCCGCCCGCGUAUUGCUCUUCUCGGGAGAGUGCCAAGAACUUCUGUUUACCGGAACAUCCAGCAGUAUCCGGAGGCUACUAAGAUUUCUGGUCUUCUUAUUGUCCGUGUCGACUCUGCCAUCUACUUCUCCAACUCCAAUUACGUUCGGGAGAGGAUAUUGAGGAUUCUGGAGGAUGAGGAAGAAAUGGAAAAGCAGAAGAUCCAUCACCUGAUCAUUGAUAUGUCACCUGUGUCAGAUAUAGACACGAGUGGGAUUCAUUCCAUGGAAGAUCUUCACAAGGCUCUGAAAAAGAGAGAUAUUGAGCUUGUGUUGGCAAAUCCGGGGCAGGCCGUGCUGGACAAGCUGCACGCCUCCGACUUUGCUGAGGUGGUCGGAGACGAGAGGAUCUUCCUCACCACGGGGGAUGCUGUCUCAACUCUGGUUCGCAAUAUGGAGCCUUGAGAGAAAGAUAUCAUGUCAGAAUGUAAAAGAGGCGGAUGCAAUUUGUUGAAGAUUUUUAUUAUUGUUCCAUUUUUUUAAUUGUAGUUGAGUUGUUUGUUUUGGCACUAAUGCAUAGAUUGUUUUGUUAGUCAUAUGAGUCAGUCUUAGUCAACUAUUGCGAAUUUGUUAGCCAAAAUUGAGAUGAAAGAUUUGGGACUCACUUA